Molecule: messenger RNA, 792 nt
Organism: Rhodofomes roseus
Lineage: Eukaryota; Fungi; Basidiomycota; Agaricomycetes; Polyporales; Fomitopsidaceae
Exons: 9
Coding region: 1-792 (263 amino acids)
Source: RefSeq, a predicted model, not a curated record
AUGGCCACAGGACAAACAACACCCUUCACAGUCGCGCUCAUUACCGGAGCUGCGCAGGGAAUAGGUCGGGAGAUUUCCCUCAGGCUCGCGGACGACGGCUUUCAUACAGCCAUCAAUGAUAUCCUAAGCAAUGCAGAUGCUUUGCACUCCGUGGCGAAGGAGGUUGAAGCCAAGGGACGCAAGGCCCUUGCCGUUUUCGGCGAUGUCUCCGAAGAGGCAGCUGUCCAAAGCAUGAUCGAGAAGACGGUAGAGGUUCUCGGCCGACUAGACGUCAUGAUUGCCAAUGCUGGCGUAGCGUACAUCAGCGCGAUUGUUGACAUGGAUGUAGAGAGGUUCGACCGCGCACUGGCCGUGAACGUCAGAGGGGUCAUGCUUUGCUACAAGUAUGCGGCAAGGCAGAUGAUCAAACAAGGCAACGGUGGACGAAUUCUUGGAGCGGGGUCGAUCCUCGGGAAGCGCGGUGGAAAUGCAGCUGCCGCAUACUCCGCACCGAAGUUCGCAAUCAGAGGUCUUACGCAGUCUCUCGCGACCGAACUCAAGUCUCACCACAUCACGGUCAACACGUACGCUCCCGGCGUAAUCCUUACCCCCAUGACUGGUAUGGGCGCUCUGGACGAAGCUAAGGGUGGCGGUCACGGUGCUGCCACGAAGUGGGUGUGUGGGCUCCCGCCGGAUGGCCCAGAUGCUCCCCCGGAGGUCGUGGCUAGCCUCGUGUCGUAUCUGGUUAAGUCAGAGGCGUACUUCAUCACGGGUCAAUCCUACAAUGUUGAUGGCGGUGUCGAGUUCAGCUAA